This is a messenger RNA of Trichechus manatus latirostris (Florida manatee), 1500 nucleotides long. RefSeq names its product corneodesmosin (gene CDSN). The record is from RefSeq and is a predicted model, not a curated record. The transcript is spliced from 2 exons. Lineage: Eukaryota; Metazoa; Chordata; Mammalia; Sirenia; Trichechidae. Bases 1 to 1500 code for a protein of 499 amino acids. Gene Ontology annotation, biological process: skin morphogenesis; cell-cell adhesion. Gene Ontology annotation, molecular function: protein homodimerization activity.
AUGAGCUUCUCUCGGGCAUCCUGGAUGGGGAGUGUGGGAGGGCAUGGGAUGAUGGCAUUGCUGCUGGUCGCCCUGCUCCUGCCAGGGAUCUCAGCUAAGAGUAUCGGGACCUUCUCAGACCCCUGCAAGGACCACACUCGUAUCACCUCCCCCAAUGACCCCUGUCUCACUGGGAAGUAUGGUUCCAGUAGUUUCAGUGGCCACAGUGGUUCCGGCAGCUCCAGCAGUUCCAUUUCCAGUUCCAGUGGCUCCAGUGGUUCCAGUGGCUUCAUUAGUGGGUCCAGUGGAUACAGUGUCUCCCAGAGUGGUUCUUCAGGAUCUUCAGUAUUUAAGCCAGGAACAGGGUAUUCCCAGAUCAGCUACUCCUCCGGAUCUGGCUCUGCUCUACAAGGUUCAUCCGGCUUCUCCCAGUCCGGAAGCAGCAGCUCCCAAUCAGGAUCUGGCCCUUUACUGACUGGUGGAGGCUCAAGCUCUUCUGUUUCCCAAAACUCUUGGAAGUCCAGCAGCAGUGGCCAAAGCGUCAGCAAUAAGCUGCACCCCUGUAGCUCUGAUGUCCCUGACUCUCCCUGCAGUGGGGGCCCCGUUGUCUCACACUCUGGAUCCUACAUCUCUGGCUCCCACACUGUGUCAGGGGGUCAGAAGCCUGUGGUAGUGAUGGUGGAGCAGCAUGGCUCUGGUGGCCCCAGAGUGGGUCAAGGUGCCCCCUGUAGCAAUGGUGGCCUUCCGGGCAAGCCCUGCCCACCUAUCACCUCUGUGGUAGACAAAUUCAAAGGUGGCUAUGAGGUAGUAGGUGGCUCCUCUGACAGUUACCUGGUCCCAGGCAUGACCUACAGUGGGGGUAAGCUCUACCCUGUGGGCUACUUCACCAAAGAAAACCCUGUCAAAGGCUCCCCUGAAGUCCCCUCCUUUGCAGCUGGACCCCCCAUCUCUGAGGGCAAAUACUUCUCCAGCAACCCAAUAAUCCCCAGCCACAGCUCUUCUAGUUCCAGCAUCUACCAGUCUGGAGCUUCCUCAGCCAUUGUGUUCCAGCCCGUGGGCUCUGGUGGGGUCCAGCUCUGCGGGGUUGGCUCCGCAGGCUCCAAGGGGCCCUGCUCCCUCUCCAGUUCUGGAGUCCACCGCAGUUCCAGCAGCUCCAGUUCAUCCCUCCAUCCCUGUGGCAGUGUUUCCCAGGGUCCCUGCUCCCCACCAGGCACUGGCUCCCUCAGCGGCAGCUCCAGAUCCCAAUCCAGUGGCAAAAUCAUCCUUCAGCCCUGUGGCAGCAAGUCCAGCUCUUCUGGUCACCCUUGCAUUUCUGUCUUCUCCUCAACAUUGAGAGGGGGUCCUGAUGGCUCUCCCAAACCUGAUCCCUCAGCUGGUGCUAAGCCCUGUGGCUCCGGCAUCCCUGGAAAGAACCCCUGCCGUUCCAUCCGGGACAUCCUGGCCCGCGUGAAACCUCUGGGGCCCCAGCUAGCUGACCCUGAAAUUUUCCUCCCCCAGGGAGAGUUACCUGAGAGUUCAUAA